Messenger RNA from Lepisosteus oculatus (spotted gar), 2901 nucleotides. It is a transcript of the gene actn1, whose product is annotated as actinin, alpha 1. The record is from RefSeq and is a predicted model, not a curated record. Gene Ontology annotation, cellular component: Z disc; cortical actin cytoskeleton; plasma membrane. NCBI's taxonomy places the organism in Eukaryota, Metazoa, Chordata, Actinopteri, Semionotiformes, Lepisosteidae. Gene Ontology annotation, molecular function: actin filament binding; calcium ion binding. Gene Ontology annotation, biological process: muscle cell development; actin cytoskeleton organization.
AUUUUUUCUUUUAAGCAAAGUUUUGGUUGUGUCGGCGCAGCACAAGGAACUGCCUAUUUGCCAUACGCCUCUAGCUCCGUAGCAGAACCAAGACAGGCAAGGAGUCGGGCGAGUGAAAGGCUUGGGAGUGAGUGAGUGAGCGAGCGAGGGACCCGUCAAUUCAUCCAUCCCAGUUGUUAAGGAAAAUUGCAUUGCAGCAACCGCGCAUCGAAGAGGAAACGGGAAUAGCAACCCAAAAAAAAACGAGAUAUAAAAAUGGAUCAUUAUGAUGGAGAGGAAAAUACCGAUUACAGGCAGCAAGAAGACGACUGGGACAGGGACCUACUUUUGGAUCCUGCCUGGGAAAAACAGCAGAGAAAGACAUUCACAGCCUGGUGCAACUCCCACCUGCGGAAGGCCGGGACGCAGAUUGAGAACAUCGAGGAGGAUUUCCGGGACGGGCUGAAGCUGAUGCUGCUUCUGGAAGUCAUUUCAGGAGAGCGUCUGGCCAAACCAGAGAGAGGGAAGAUGCGAGUUCACAAGAUCUCCAACGUUAACAAGGCCUUGGACUUCAUCGCCAGCAAAGGAGUUAAACUGGUGUCGAUUGGAGCAGAGGAGAUUGUGGAUGGCAAUGCCAAGAUGACCUUGGGAAUGAUCUGGACCAUCAUCCUCCGGUUCGCCAUUCAAGACAUCUCUGUGGAAGAGACGUCUGCCAAGGAGGGACUGCUGCUGUGGUGCCAGAGGAAGACAGCACCCUACAAGAACGUCAACAUCCAGAACUUUCACAUCAGCUGGAAAGAUGGAUUGGGAUUCUGUGCUCUCAUUCAUCGACAUCGUCCUGAGCUCAUUGACUAUGGAAAACUUCGCAAGGAUGAUCCAAUGACCAACCUGAACACGGCCUUCGAUGUGGCGGAGAAGUACCUGGACAUUCCCAAGAUGCUGGAUGCUGAGGACAUUGUUGGCACAGCCCGCCCUGAUGAGAAGGCCAUCAUGACCUACGUCUCUAGCUUCUACCACGCCUUCUCGGGCGCCCAGAAGGCCGAGACGGCAGCCAAUCGGAUCUGCAAGGUGCUGGCAGUCAACCAGGAGAACGAGCAGCUGAUGGAGGACUAUGAGAAGCUGGCCAGCGAUCUGCUCGAGUGGAUCAGACGCACCAUCCCAUGGCUGGAGAACCGAGCCCCGGAGAACACGAUGCAAGCCAUGCAACAGAAGCUGGAGGACUUCCGGGACUACAGGAGGCUCCACAAGCCCCCCAAGGUCCAGGAAAAGUGCCAGCUGGAGAUCAACUUCAACACCCUGCAGACCAAGCUGCGCCUCAGCAACAGACCUGCCUUCAUGCCCUCCGAAGGCCGCAUGGUGUCUGACAUUAAUAACGCCUGGGGAGGGCUGGAGCAGGCAGAGAAGGGCUAUGAGGAGUGGCUGCUCAACGAAAUCCGCAGGCUGGAGAGACUCGAUCACCUGGCUGAGAAGUUCAGGCAGAAAGCGACCAUCCACGAGGCCUGGACCGAAGGCAAGGAGGACAUGCUGCAGCAGAAGGAUUAUGAGACUGCCUCCCUGUCCGAGAUCAAAGCUCUGCUUAAGAAACAUGAAGCUUUCGAAAGCGACCUGGCUGCUCACCAGGACAGAGUCGAGCAGAUAGCCGCCAUUGCACAGGAGCUCAAUGAGCUGGACUAUUAUGACUCUCCCAGUGUCAACGCCCGCUGUCAGCGCAUCUGUGACCAGUGGGACUCUCUGGGGUCUCUGACCCAGAAGCGCAGUGAGGCCUUGCAGAGAACCGAGAAGCUUCUGGAGACCAUUGACCAGCUGUACCUGGAGUUUGCCAAAAGGGCGGCGCCAUUCAACAACUGGAUGGAAGGGGCGAUGGAGGAUCUGCAGGACACUUUCAUUGUCCACACCAUUGAGGAGAUCCAGGGGCUCAGCACAGCUCAUGACCAGUUCAAGGCCACACUGCCUGAGGCAGACAAGGAGCGUCAGGCCAUUCUGGGCAUCCACAAUGAGGUCAGCAAGAUUGUCCAGACCUACCAUGUCAACAUGGCUGGCACCAACCCCUACACCACAAUCAACCCCCAGGAGAUCAACACCAAGUGGGAUAAGGUCCGACAGCUGGUACCUCAGAGGGACCAGGCUCUGAUAGAAGAGCAUACCCGGCAGCAGAAUAACGAACGCCUGCGGAAACAGUUCGCCAACCAGGCCAAUGUCAUUGGGCCAUGGAUCCAGACCAAGAUGGAGGAGAUCGGGCGCAUUUCCAUCGAGAUGCAUGGCACGCUGGAGGACCAGCUCAACCACCUGCGCCAGUACGAGAAGAGCAUAAUCAACUACAAGCCAAAGAUUGACCAGCUGGAGGGAGACCACCAGCUCAUUCAGGAAGCCCUCAUUUUUGACAACAAGCACACCAAUUACACCAUGGAGCACAUCCGCGUGGGCUGGGAGCAGCUCCUGACCACCAUCGCUCGCACCAUCAACGAGAUUGAGAACCAGAUCCUCACGCGCGACGCCAAGGGCAUCAGCCAGGACCAGAUGAACGAGUUCAGGGCAUCCUUCAACCACUUCGACAGGGACCACUCCGGGACGCUGGGCGCUGAGGAGUUCAAGGCCUGCCUGAUCAGCCUGGGCUUCGAUAUCGCCAACGAUGCACAGGGCGAGGCUGAGUUUGCCCGCAUCAUGAGCAUCGUCGACCCCAACCGGCUUGGGGUCAUCACCUUCCAGGCCUUCAUUGACUUCAUGUCCCGGGAGACGGCCGACACCGACACAGCUGACCAGGUCAUGGCGUCGUUCAAGGUGUUGGCAGGAGACAAGAACUACAUCCUGGCAGAUGAGCUGCGACGGGAGCUGCCCCCGGACCAGGCCGAGUACUGCAUCGCCCGCAUGGCCCCCUACACUGGGCCCGACGCCGUGCCCGGUGCCCUCGACUACAUGUCCUUC